AUGCUCCCCCAACCGUCUCCCCAUGGUCCUCCGCACUCAUCCGUGCUCCUGCUCGCCCCCACUGCCGCUCUGGCGAGCAAUGCGCCCUCGCCCGUCCUUCCCUUAGCGUUCCGCGUUGCCCGUGCCUCUCGGGCGGUGGGGAUCUCUCGUCCCUUCUUCCUCCAUGCCCGCGGCGACUUUCUUGCAGAUGCCACUCCUCCUCCCAUCUCCCUCCCUACUUACGCUGCAGAUCUAGCAAACGUGCCUCGCCCCUUGCCCUUCCCUCGUUGUGCCGCUGCGGAUCAGGCGAGCCAGACUCGCCAGUCCGUCUUCUAUCUCGUUGCCAAUGCUCAUCAGGCGAGCGCGCCCCGCCUCCCUGCCUCCCAUCAUGGUGCCGACGCGGAGCAGGCGAGCGCGGCCCUCCGUUACACCCUCCUCCGCGCUGCCGACGCGGAUCAGGCGAGCACGACCCUCCGUUCCGCCCUCCUCCGCGCUGCUGACGCGGAUCAGGCGAGCGCGACCCUCCGUUCCGCCCUCCUCCGCGCUGCCGACGCGGAUCAGGCGAGCGCGACCCUCCGUUCCGCCCUCCUCCGCGCUGCCGACGCGGAUCAGGCGAGCGCGACCCUCCGUUCCGCCCUCCUCCGCGCUGCCGACGCGGAUCAGGCGAGCGCGACCCUCCGUUCCGCCCUCCUCCGCGCUGCCGACGCGGAUCAGGCGAGCGCGACCCUCCGUUCCGCCCUCCUCCGCGCCGCCGACGCGGAUCAGGCAAGCUCGACCAUCCGUUCCGCCUCCUCCGCGCUGCCGACGCGGAUCAGGCGAGCGCGACCCUCCGUUCCGCCCUCCUCCGCGCUGCCGACGCGGAUCAGGCAAGCGCGACCCUCCGUUCCGCCCUCCUCCGCGCUGCCGACGCGGAUCAGGCGAGCGCGACCCUCCGUUCCGCCCUCCUCCGCGCUGCCGACGCGGAUCAGGUGA
This is a messenger RNA of Closterium sp. NIES-65, 951 nucleotides long. NCBI's taxonomy places the organism in Eukaryota, Viridiplantae, Streptophyta, Zygnematophyceae, Desmidiales, Closteriaceae. The record is from the annotation of a GenBank genome assembly.